GAGCUUCUCAGGCAGCUGCAGACACGGGCCACGCUAUACUGCCCGGCCGGCGGCCAGUUCUCGUAGUAGUCAGCUACUUAAUGAUCAGCUAGCUAGAGCAUCGCGGAGAUUACAAGUGGCGGCGGGCAUGGCGGUGGCGGCGUUCCCUUCCUGCGGCGCCUUCGCCCCUCCUUGCCUAGUGAGUACAAGGAGAGCCUUCUCCUCGGUGGUGGCCAUGGCUUCCGCAGCCCCGGUGAGAGCUCCCAGCAGGAAGCCCUUCGCCCCUCCUCGCGAGGUACACCGCCCCGUGGCGCACUCGCUGCCCCCGCAGAAGCGGGAGAUCUUCGAGUCGCUCGAGUCGUGGGCGGCGGACAACAUCCUGGUGCUCCUCAAGCCCGUGGAGAGGUCCUGGCAGCCGCAGGACUACCUGCCGGACGCCGCCUCCGAGUCCUUCGACGACGAGGUCCGGGAGCUGCGAGAGCGCGCCCGGGAGAUCCCCGACGACUACUUCGUCUGCUUCGUGGGCGACAUGGUCACCGAGGAGGCGCUGCCGACGUACCAGACCAUGCUCAACACCCUGGACGGCGGCGUCCGCGACGAGACCGGCGCCAGCUCGACCAGCUGGGCGGUGUGGACCAGGGCGUGGGCCGCCGAGGAGAACAGGCACGGCGACCUCAUGAACAAAUACCUCUUCCUGACGGGGAGGGUGGACAUGAGGCAGAUCGAGAAGACCGUCCAGUACCUCAUCGCCUCAGGGAUGGAUCCCAAGACGGAGACGAACCCGUACAUGGGCUUCGUCUACACGUCGUUCCAGGAGCGCGCCACCUUCAUCUCCCACGGCAACACGGCGCGCCACGCCAGGCGGUACGGCGACACCAAGCUGGCGCAGAUCUGCGGCACAAUCGCCGCCGACGAGAAGCGCCACGAGUCGGCGUACGAGCGGAUCGUCGAGAAGCUGUUCGAGGUGGACCCGGACUACACGGUGCGCGCCUUCGCGGACACCAUGAGGAAGAAGGUGGCCAUGCCCGCCCACCUCAUGUACGACGGCCAGGACGACGGGCUGUUCGCGCGCUUCAGCGCUGUCGCGCAGCGCAUCGGUGUCUACACGGCCAGGGACUACGUCGACAUCCUCGAGUUCCUGGUCCGCCGGUGGGGCGUCCAGGAACUCACGGGGCUGUCCGGGGAAGGCCGCCGCGCGCAGGAGUUCGUGUGCGAGCUGGGGCCCCGGUUCAGGAGGCUGGAGGAGAGGGCGCACGACAACAAGGCCAAGGAUCCGGAGUUCGCGCCAUUCAGCUGGAUUCACGGGCGCCAGGUUCAGCUUUGAUUAAAGAUGAUGACUGGGGGAUUCGCCGACUCUCUCCGUCCUCAGAUGAUAUGUUGUACUGUACUAGCAUAUAACUAAGAAUUGAUUGAAGUUGCUGUAAAAUGCAUCAAAGUACAUCCGCUCUUGUUUUUGGUGCUAGAGCAUUGUAAAAUGCAGGGAGGCCGGGAGAGCGAUGAAAACAGAAUGGAAGAUAUAUUGCCUCAGCG
This is a messenger RNA of Zea mays, 1509 nucleotides long. Its product is annotated as acyl-[acyl-carrier-protein] desaturase. Gene Ontology annotation, cellular component: chloroplast stroma. Bases 128 to 1303 code for a protein of 391 amino acids. The record is from RefSeq and is marked provisional. Gene Ontology annotation, molecular function: stearoyl-[ACP] desaturase activity. Gene Ontology annotation, biological process: fatty acid biosynthetic process. The transcript is spliced from 4 exons. NCBI's taxonomy places the organism in Eukaryota, Viridiplantae, Streptophyta, Magnoliopsida, Poales, Poaceae.